UUCAUUGUUAAUUUCGAACUAGGCUUGUGCAAACGCGUCUCUGUCCGUCCCUGUGUUCUCAUGAUGUUUUGGAGCGGGGCCGCUUUGUGUGCAUUUUUCUUUGUUACUCACACGUCGGGGAUUCCCCCCCUAAUUAGAGUCGGUGCACUUUUUCCAAAAAAUAUGGGAAUAUACAACACCGAACUGGCCUUUAGAUAUGCGGUUCAUAGAUUAAAUCGGGACAAGAGCCUUCUGCCAGAAACGAACAUUAUCUACGAAAUUGAAUACGUCAGUCGAAUUGAUUCGUUUGAGACAGUACAAAAAGUGUGCAGACUUGUGCAGGUUGGUGUCCAGGCCAUUUUUAGUCCAACCGACUCUGUUUUGGCAACUCACAUAAAUUCAAUAUGUGACGCUUUGGAUAUUCCAGAUAUAGGUCGUUCCAUCCACGACUUUUCCAUUAACGUCCAUCCAUCACAACAAUACGUUAACAGUGCAUUUAUCGAUGUUAUACGCUAUCUAAAUUGGACUAGGUUCGGCAUUUUGCAUGAAAAAGAUUAUGGAAUUAUUAAUUUACACCAGCUUUCACGCUCCGUUCAAGCGGAAGUGCACAUGCGAAAAGUUUCCCAAUCAUCUUACCUUUCUGCGCUGAACGACUUUAAGAACAAAGAGAUACAUAACAUAAUUAUUGAUAUAAACUCGAACGGCAUUAAAGCGCUGUUGAAAAAUAUUCUACAACAACAGAUGAAUGAGUAUAAAUAUCACUACUUUUUCACAAGCUUUGACCUGGAAACAUUUGACCUGGAAGACUUUAAGUAUAAUUUUGUGAAUAUAACAUCGUUCCGACUGGUCGACAUCGGUGAUGUAGCUGUAAAGGAAAUUCUAAAGGAUCUUGAGUUCUUUGGUCAGAAUAUGUUCCAAGAAUCCGAUGAAAACUUGUAUUUACGAAAAGCGCUCACCAUUGAGACUGAGCCAGCCCUAAUGUUUGAUUCGGUUUAUGUAUUCGCUAUUGGACUGCAGACGCUGGAACAGUCGCAUACGCUGUAUCUAUCGAAUUUGACUUGCGAAGACGAAACUCCGUGGAAUGGGGGCUUGAGCUUGAUUAAUUAUAUAAAUGCGGUUGAAUGGAAAGGUCUGACGGGUCCUAUUCAAUUCAAAGAAGGACAGCGUGUUCAAUUCAAGUUGGACCUAAUAAAACUGAAGCAGCAUUCCAUUGUGAAAGUUGGAGAGUGGACACCCCAGAGAUAUCUCAACAUAACUGAGCCAGCAAUGUUCUUCGACUCGGGUUCAAUGAAUGUAACACUGGUAGUAAUAACGAUUCUGGAAACACCAUACGUAAUGAUGCACUAUGGGAAAAAUUUUACGGGAAAUGAAAGAUUCUAUGGCUUUUGUGUUGAUAUAUUGGAAACGAUUUCACACGAGGUUGGUUUUGAUUACAUACUGGACAUAGUGCCCGAUAGAAAGUAUGGUGCCAAGGAUCCCGAAACCGGGGAAUGGAAUGGAAUGGUUGCACAGCUAAUGAAAUAUAAGGCGGACUUGGCUGUGGGCUCUAUGACAAUUACAUAUGCAAGGGAAAGCGUUAUUGAUUUCACAAAGCCCUUUAUGAACCUUGGAAUCAGCAUAUUAUUUAAAGUACCCGAAUCAGAGCCUACCAGAUUGUUUUCCUUUAUGAAUCCUCUGGCCAUAGAAAUCUGGAUAUAUGUUUUGAUUGCAUAUUUUCUUGUGUCAGCUAGUAUAUAUAUUGUAGGAAAACUGUCCCCUAUCGAAUGGCAAAGUAUUCAUCCGUGCGAUUUGGAUAACAUUACGAUUGGAAAUCAGUUUACAAUGUCUGACAGCUUCUGGUUCACCAUCGGAACGUUGAUGCAGCAGUCAUCGGAUGUAUACCCGAGAGCAACCUCAACACGUAUAAUUAGUAGUAUUUGGGGAUUUUUUUCCCUGAUUAUUGUGGCAUCAUAUACUGCAAAUUUGGCUGCUUUUUUAACUACUGAACGAAUGAUAAACCCCAUUGAGAACGCAGACGAUUUGGCAACACAGACAGAAAUUUCGUACGGUACAUUAGAGAGUGGCUCGACAAUGACAUUUUUUCGGGAUUCCAUGAUUGAAACUUACAAGAAAAUGUGGAGAAGCAUGGAUAACAAGAAGCCAUCGGCAUUUACCACUACGUAUGAGGACGGCAUAAGGAGAGUAAAUCAGGGCAAUUAUGCCUUUUUAAUGGAGUCUACAAUGCUCGAUUACAUUGUACAGCGCGACUGUAACUUGACCCAAAUUGGGGGAUUGCUGGACACAAAAGGGUAUGGUAUUGCCACACCUAAGGGCUCUCCGUGGCGGGACAAAAUAUCCUUGGCGAUAUUAGAGCUUCAGGAAAAGGGAGACAUUCAACUGCUAUACGACAAGUGGUGGAAAAACACUGAUGAGACGUGUACCAGGAGGAGCACCAGCAAACAAUCGAAGGCAAAUGCAUUAGGACUGGAAAGUAUAGGCGGUGUAUUUGUGGUUCUAAUCGCAGGGAUUCUUGUUGCAGUAAUUGUUGCGUUUUUUGAGUUCUGGUUCAAUUUUAAAUACAAUAAGAAAUCAAAGCCACUGCAGAACAAUUUCUUCCACACCGCUGAAGAGGGGAUACUGCAUACGGAUAAAGAAUGCGUUUAUAUACCACCCAGCCGCUCUUUCUGGAUCGAAAUUUUUGAGGAACUUCGUUAUGCCUCGUGGUGCAUGAACAAACCCAUAAAACCAGAGCUUACUCAGAUAAGCGAUGAGGACAUCGUAACAAUGAUUACACGAAAUCAAUUUCUACACCGGCAUAUAGCCAUUGGAGCUCUAUAUUUCUUACUGAUAAUAACGGUCCUGGGGCUCAUAUAUGCACUGUCAAUCUUCAACAGCACUGAAUUGCCAUUCAUGGUGAAAUCACCAUCUCCGCCAGUGCAGAGUUCUAAUUAUCAGCAAAAAUCGAUGAUAAAUAUCGAUGAUGAUAAGCGUGGGUUGAGUAAUAGCCAAACAACACAACCCCCUUUUAACAGUCAUGAAACUAGUGACGAUGAUCAGCAGCAUAUAUAUAUCGACGAUGUCUAUAGGUCGGACAAAUUGGUUAGGUCGUUCAAGCCGGAAUAUUUUUAUACUCGUGCGUCAAAAUUCACAGCAUCUGGGGGACAGGGGCAUUAUAAGCCACCCAAAAUUACCUCAGAAUUAGGCUCUGGAACAUCAACACGAAGUAGUAAUAAUGAUUUAAAUCAGUUCGACAGACUAAGAGGCAUGUACGUCGACAACGAAGAAGCAAGUGGCAGCGGCUCCGAAGAUAAGGAUAUAAAUACUUCUUUGGAUAUGGAGACAAAAAAGUUCAUAAAACGCAUAAACUUAAGACUAUUGAAAAAAGGUGAGUCAAAUAUGACCGUGGGAAAAGGAAAAGAGCACGACAGCGACCGUCCCCGUCUGUUAAAACAACGAUCGCACAGUGGCAGGAUGCGUUACGUACGGGUACGAGUAUACAGCAAUAAAAACCCAGUUGAAUGGCCAACAAAACAAAUAGAUCAGAGGAGCAACAAGCCACUGGAAAAGGCGAACUCAUUGAUGGAGGAUGACCGGAAACAAGAACGUCGCAUCAUUAGUAACGAGAAGGAGAGUGCAGAUCGAUCCCGAAAACUUUUAUUGUGCGAACAGGAAACUGAAUCUGGAGUUGGAAUGGAAAACGAGCUAUGCCGUAUGCUAUUUAAAGAGUCCUGAUUAAUUGUAUAUGCUUGUGCUUUUAUGUAUUAUGUAUUGUGCCCAUUCGACUGUAAGACCCCGAAAUUUUAGCUUAGAUUAAAAUACUUACUCCAAGCAAAUAAAAGUAACUGAGGAUUGAGAUCUGGUGAAUGAAA
This is a messenger RNA of Drosophila guanche, 3827 nucleotides long. It is a transcript of the gene Ekar, whose product is annotated as glutamate receptor ionotropic, kainate 2. Gene Ontology annotation, biological process: monoatomic ion transport. Gene Ontology annotation, molecular function: glutamate-gated receptor activity. The transcript is spliced from 14 exons. NCBI's taxonomy places the organism in Eukaryota, Metazoa, Arthropoda, Insecta, Diptera, Drosophilidae. Bases 61 to 3690 code for a protein of 1209 amino acids. The record is from RefSeq and is a predicted model, not a curated record. Gene Ontology annotation, cellular component: postsynaptic membrane; plasma membrane.